GAUCAUGAAGUCAUUCAAGACAACAUGUGGAACCGUACAUAUAAUUUUAAGGUCCUUGAAUAUAAUGAGAGUGAAUCUAAAAAGGAUGUUUUUAAAAUAUCUAUCAUGAAAUCAUUCAAUCCGGAUCUACCAUUUAAGAAAUUUUCAAUGUCUUGUGAAGUUUUUCUAAAUCGAGAUAUUGAAGAACGGAAGUAUAUUGUUCAAGCUGAAUAUAUAAAAGAUAUUAAAGCUAUAUUCCCUGAAUUUGAAUUUGACUUUGUGAUAAACAAGACUGAUGGAAUCAGAUUUAAAAAUAGGAGCCAUAAAGAAGAAGCUAUGUUCGGUCUAAUCUCUAUUCUUAGAAAUUUUUUGGAUAAAAGUACGAAGCUUGCUAAAG
This is a messenger RNA of Racocetra persica, 376 nucleotides long. The record is from the annotation of a GenBank genome assembly. NCBI's taxonomy places the organism in Eukaryota, Fungi, Glomeromycota, Glomeromycetes, Diversisporales, Gigasporaceae.